This is a messenger RNA of Grus americana (Whooping crane), 1313 nucleotides long. RefSeq names its product netrin receptor UNC5C-like. The transcript is spliced from 9 exons. The annotation marks the transcript as partial. NCBI's taxonomy places the organism in Eukaryota, Metazoa, Chordata, Aves, Gruiformes, Gruidae. Gene Ontology annotation, molecular function: netrin receptor activity. Gene Ontology annotation, biological process: netrin-activated signaling pathway. Gene Ontology annotation, cellular component: membrane. The record is from RefSeq and is a predicted model, not a curated record.
AUGACCUUCCACAAUCUCCGGAAAACUUUUGAGCAGGAGCCCUUGGGGAAAGAAGUGUCCCUGGAGCAAGAGGUCCUGCUCCAGUGCCGUCCCCCCGAAGGCAUCCCCGUAGCCGAGGUGGAGUGGCUGAAGAAUGAAGAGGUGAUUGAUCCCGUGGAAGACCGAAAUUUUUACAUCACCAUCGAUCACAACCUGAUCAUUAAGCAAGCCCGGCUUUCUGACACAGCCAAUUACACUUGUGUUGCCAAAAACAUCGUGGCCAAAAGGAAGAGCACCACAGCGACUGUGAUUGUCUAUGUGAACGGAGGCUGGUCUACCUGGACCGAGUGGUCAGUGUGUAACAGCCGAUGCGGGAGAGGCUUUCAGAAGCGUACGAGGACCUGCACCAAUCCUGCCCCACUCAACGGUGGUGCCUUCUGCGAGGGCCAGAGUGUUCAGAAAAUAGCUUGCACCACUCUGUGUCCAGUGGACGGCAAGUGGACGUCCUGGAGCAAGUGGUCCACCUGCGGCACAGAGUGCACCCACUGGCGCCGGAGGGAGUGCACGGCCCCGGCGCCCAAGAACGGGGGGAAGGACUGCGAGGGGCUGGUGCUGCAGUCCAAGAACUGCACCGACGGGCUCUGCAUGCAGGGUUUCAUUUAUCCUAUUUCAACUGAACAGAGAACGCAGAAUGAAUAUGGAUUUUCUUCUGCUCCUGACUCAGAUGACGUUGCUCUCUACGUCGGGAUCGUCAUAGCCGUGAUCGUGUGCCUGGCUAUUUCCGUGGUCGUGGCCCUGUUUGUCUAUCGCAAGAACCACCGUGACUUUGAGUCAGAUAUUAUCGACUCCUCAGCGUUAAAUGGGGGAUUUCAGCCUGUUAACAUCAAGGCUGCAAGGCAAGACCUCCUGGCAGUGCCACCAGACCUCACUUCUGCUGCAGCCAUGUACAGGGGUCCUGUUUAUGCCUUGCAUGAUGUCUCUGAUAAAAUCCCAAUGACCAAUUCUCCAAUCCUGGACCCACUGCCCAACCUGAAGAUCAAGGUUUAUAACACCUCCGGCGCAGUCACACCCCAGGAUGACCUCUCUGAUUUCUCCUCCAAGCUGUCCCCGCAGAUUACGCAGUCUCUGCUGGAGAACGAGACCCUGAACAUGAAGAACCAGAGCCUUGCUCGGCAAACAGACCCAUCGUGCACCGCAUUUGGGACCUUCAACUCCUUAGGAGGUCACCUAGUAAUUCCCAAUUCAGGAGUAAGCUUGCUGAUCCCAGCGCGGGGCCGUUCCACAAGGGAGAGUCUAGAAAUGUAUGUGACAGUUCACAGGAAGGAGAACAUGAG